Entelurus aequoreus (snake pipefish) is the source of this 1005-nucleotide messenger RNA. RefSeq names its product coenzyme Q-binding protein COQ10 homolog, mitochondrial. Gene Ontology annotation, biological process: ubiquinone biosynthetic process; cellular respiration. The record is from RefSeq and is a predicted model, not a curated record. Gene Ontology annotation, cellular component: mitochondrion. Gene Ontology annotation, molecular function: ubiquinone binding. NCBI's taxonomy places the organism in Eukaryota, Metazoa, Chordata, Actinopteri, Syngnathiformes, Syngnathidae. Bases 132 to 830 code for a protein of 232 amino acids. The transcript is spliced from 5 exons.
ACCACGCAGUCUUGGCUGGGAGUGGAAGAGACGCUGACUUUCUUUUUUUUUUUCAAACAAAGCUGCGGGUUGCUGUUGGACACUCUACUACUGUGUGGGGAAAAACGGCCUUUAGUAUACCAAAAAUAAUUAUGACCGUUAAGUCGACGCCGCGUAUCGCUAGGAGUCUUUUGGCUGGUUUUCAAGUCCACUCGAAGUUUGUGCGUGGGAACGUAAAAGCAGGAAAUGCCAGACGUGUUGGCCCUGGUGGGGUACUGGGGACAUGGAGUAAGACCACUUCGUCCCAGUGUGCCUCCUACCACAUCAACACCCCCCGCCGCAGUUUCAUCAACUUGGCCGCCGGCAUCGGUAGUCGCAGAACCGAGUACACCGAGAACCGGACUUUAGGGUACACGCCCGAGCAGAUGUUCAGGGUGGUGUCCAGCGUGGAGAAGUACCAGCACUUUGUGCCCUGGUGCAAGAAGUCCCGCCUGGUCAAGGGGACGACAGGCGGCGACGUCCGGGUCGAGCUGGAAAUCGGUUUCCCGCCCGUGUUGGAGCGCUACACCUCUGAAGUCACCGUGGUCCCAAACCACCAAGUCCGAGCUUUGUGUACCGACGGGUCCCUUUUCAGCCAUCUUGAAACAGUCUGGAGGUUCGCACCUGAACCCAAAGACUCCUGCAAAGUGGACUUUUACGUGUCCUUCGAGUUCAAGUCGCUGCUCCACGCUCACCUGGCCAGCGUCUUUUUCGACGAGGUGGUCAAGCAGAUGGUCUCCGCCUUCGAAUCGCGGGCGGCGGUGCUCUACGGGCGCCGGCGGGAGGUGCCCCCGAGGAGGGGAUCGAGGUGACACCGGCCCCACGCUGCUUUGCUCUCUUUGCACACACUCAUAAGUUAUACUUUCACUUUGAACCUUUAUAUAUUUAUUAUUUGCCACCAGCUAAUUUAUUUCACUUGAAUGUGAAAAGAUGUCCUCAUAGUGUUUAACUAGUUUCUUUGCAAUUAAAAGUUUAUUUUUUACAACA